Messenger RNA from Drosophila kikkawai, 851 nucleotides. Its product is annotated as seminase-like. NCBI's taxonomy places the organism in Eukaryota, Metazoa, Arthropoda, Insecta, Diptera, Drosophilidae. The record is from RefSeq and is a predicted model, not a curated record. Gene Ontology annotation, biological process: proteolysis. Gene Ontology annotation, molecular function: serine-type endopeptidase activity.
UAUGCAAGGCUUACUGACUUGCUGGCUACUUGCUGUCACUGUGCAGGGAACAUUAGUUUCCGCCCAAAAUGAAAGGAAGGAGCCUGGCCAAGUUAAACAAGACACCAAGAAGGAGCGGUCUUUCGAAAUGCGCGUCGUUGGUGGCAGGGCGAUAAGCAAUCCUGAGCUAGGGGGCUACAUUAUUGCAAUGCGCUACUUUGAUAUAUUUGCCUGCGGCGGCACACUGAUUCAUGACAGGAUCGUGCUAUCGGCAGCCCAUUGCUUCAUUAACCGGGAGGUAAACCAAUAUUGGGUCCUUAGUGGCGGCAUCUCUAGUCUAAACGAAACGGGAGAGGAGCGCAAAAUAAAGGAUGUGAUUACCUCGCCAAAUUUUAGCCAAGAAAACCUUGACUUUGACGUCGCAGUCAUUCUACUGGAUAAGCCUUUAGUGGGCAAAAAUAUUGCCAAACUUUCGCUGUGCACCACGGAGCUAAAGGUGGGCAUGCAGCUGGAUGUCUCCGGAUGGGGUCACACCAAAGAGGGCGCUUCGCUCGAAAAUAACCUACGAACCGUCACUGUGCCGUAUAUUGACAGGGACACAUGUCGCGAGAGCUACCGCUUUACAGAAGUCAAUAUAACAGACAACAUGAUCUGCGCUGGAGUUCUUGGGAGUAAGGAUGCCUGUCUUUUUGACUCGGGAGGUCCACUGGUUUACCAACAGGAGAUCUGCGGCAUAGUGUCCUUUGGCAUCGGAUGUGCCCGCAAAGACUAUCCCGGUGUCUACACAGAUGUCAAAUUCAUGAAGCCAUUUAUUGAGCAGAGCAUUCAAGAUUUGCUGUCGAGGCUAGAAUAAAAACAAAGAGUUAAGUCAC